GGUCGCAGUCACUCGCAUAACACGGUUCCAGACGCUUCAAUAAAAUGCAUACUUUACAAGAUAAAGUUGCGGUCGUAACUGGAGGGGCUGGGGGUAUAGGAGCCAGUAUUGUCAGGGAAUUUGUGAAAGAGGGAGCUAAGGUAACAAUUUUGGAUGUCGAUGAGCAAGGAGGGAAGAAUCUGGUACAGGAAUUGUCGAAACAUGGGAAGAGCGUGCAAUUUAUCCGAUGUGAUGUCAGCAUCGAAGAGCAUCUCCUAAAGGCUUUCCAAAACGUCAUUGCUCGAGAUGGCGGGAUAGACGUUGUAGUGAACAAUGCAGGCAUUGCUGACGAGUCCUUUGAAGGUUUUAAGAAACAAAUUGGCUUGAACUAUACAGGUGUGAUUUCCUCAACGAUUAGGGUAAUGGAGAUAAUGCGUAAAGACAGAGGAGGCAAAGGUGGAACCAUCAUCAACGUAUCAUCUAUUCUGGGAAUGAAGAGAUAUUGUCCAGGUCUCUACGUUUAUGGUUCAAUUAAAAAUGCACUUAUACAUUUCGGCAGUUCUAUUGGGAUGAAAGAAUAUUUUACCCGCACUAAUGUACGAGUUAUGACCAUGUGCUUUGGCAUUACGAAUACAGGCAUUCUUGAGAAUUCAAAAAGCUUCGAUGAUCAAGUCCGACGCGAGUUUGAACAGAGGUUACAGUAUGCCUUAGCAAGAAACUCCGGACAAAGUGCGGAAGAUGCCGCUAAGGGAAUGGUGGAAUGUUACAAGAACGGCGAAAGUGGUAGCACUUGGCUGGUCAAUAAAGGUGUUAUUACUGACGUUUCGGAUGAUGUGACAAAAGCUUAUGAUAUACUGAGUGAGAAAGUCAUCAUAUAAACAUAAAUCCUGUACUACGCUGUACAAGCAGGUGUGCAAUACGACGUGCAACUUUUUUUAUAUAUGUUUAGCAGUUUGAAUAUCAAACUAUUUAACUUUGCACCGCAUUGAUUUUCAAUAAAAUUUUCAAGGCAUUUUUAACCCUUUAUUGCAAUUGUAAUUGUAACAUUUAAAAAUAUAUAGUAUAUAAUGAUA
Pieris brassicae (large cabbage white) is the source of this 1052-nucleotide messenger RNA. Its product is annotated as 15-hydroxyprostaglandin dehydrogenase [NAD(+)]-like. NCBI's taxonomy places the organism in Eukaryota, Metazoa, Arthropoda, Insecta, Lepidoptera, Pieridae. The transcript is spliced from 5 exons. Gene Ontology annotation, cellular component: cytoplasm. The coding region runs from base 45 to 857 and encodes 270 amino acids. The record is from RefSeq and is a predicted model, not a curated record. Gene Ontology annotation, molecular function: oxidoreductase activity, acting on the CH-OH group of donors, NAD or NADP as acceptor.